This is a messenger RNA of Cyclopterus lumpus (lumpfish), 1892 nucleotides long. It is a transcript of the gene napsa, whose product is annotated as napsin A aspartic peptidase. Gene Ontology annotation, biological process: proteolysis. Bases 116 to 1309 code for a protein of 397 amino acids. Lineage: Eukaryota; Metazoa; Chordata; Actinopteri; Perciformes; Cyclopteridae. Gene Ontology annotation, cellular component: lysosome. The record is from RefSeq and is a predicted model, not a curated record. The transcript is spliced from 9 exons. Gene Ontology annotation, molecular function: aspartic-type endopeptidase activity.
GGGGGGAGCCGAGUAAACCGGAGCGCGUUGGUUAAAAUAGUGCUCUGCGUUUUGUGCGCUCGCUACAAUCAGAAACGUUUCAAAAGAGUUUGCAAUAUUUCUCCCGAGGACAGAAAUGACACGACUGAAGAUAUUAAGUGUCAUCGGGGCGCUGCUGAUAGCCCACAGCGCCGCCAUAAUCAGAGUGCCGCUUCACAGAACCAGAAGCCUGCGCCGCCUGAUGAGCGACAAUGGGAUGUCGGUGGAGGAGCUGCGGGCUUUAGCGAGGAGCCCCGGGGCGCCGGACAGCGCCCCGUCCGCCGAGGUGCCCGUGGAAAGGCUGACUAACUUCAUGGAUGCCCAGUACUAUGGGAGCAUCAGCAUCGGCACCCCUCCGCAGGACUUCACGGUGCUGUUUGACACCGGCUCCUCCAACCUCUGGGUGCCCUCCAUCCACUGCUCCUUCUUUGAUGUGGCCUGCUGGCUCCAUCGUCGCUACAACUCGAAGAAGUCGAGCACAUUCGUGAAGAACGGCACAGCGUUCUCCAUCCGGUACGGCCGGGGCAGCUUGUCUGGCUUCAUCAGCGGAGACACUGUCUCCGUUGCAGGACUUCCUGUUGCUGGCCAGCAGUUUGGGGAAGCGGUGAAGCAGCCCGGCAUCACGUUUGCAGUGGGCCGGUUCGAUGGGGUCUUGGGCAUGGCCUACCCCUCCAUAUCAGUAAUGAACGUCACCCCGGUGUUUGACACGGCCAUGGCUGCCAAGCUGCUGCCCCAGAACAUUUUCUCUUUCUACAUAAGCAGAGACCCGACAGCAGCAGUAGGAGGAGAGCUGGUGCUGGGUGGGACCAACCCUCAGUACUACACCGGAGACCUGCACUACGUCAAUGUCACACGAAAGGCCUACUGGCAGAUCAAGAUGAGCGGAGUUGACGUCGGCAACCAUCUGACUCUCUGCAAAGCUGGUUGCCAGGCGAUUGUCGACACGGGAACUUCCUUAAUUGUCGGGCCCGUGGAGGAAGUCCGGGCGCUGCACAAAGCCAUCGGAGCGCUGCCCCUGCUGAUGGGAGAGUACUGGAUCGACUGCAAGAGGAUCCCAUCGCUCCCAGCCGUCUCGUUCAGCAUUGGAGGGAAGAUGUUUAACCUGACCGGAGAAGAUUAUAUCAUGAAGGGGUCUCAGAAGGGUGUAUCAAUCUGCCUGUCGGGCUUCAUGGCCAUGGAUAUCCCGCCUCCAGCCGGGCCCCUGUGGAUCCUGGGUGAUGUAUUCAUCGGGAAGUACUACACCGUGUUCGACAGGGCUGCCGACCGCGUGGGGUUCGCCCCGGCCAAGUAGUUGACUGGACGCCGUGUGUAUUCCAAGCAAAAGUUAAAUUUCAUCGUAAGUUGUUGUGUUAUUUUCUUUUGCAGCAAUAAAAAAAGCAUAGAGUGGCUGCUGUUGUAUAUCACCGCAGGACCUGGCUCGCCGCGUAAAUCUCUCACAUCUGCUUGGAAUAAUGAGGUUUCCAUGACAAUAUGGCUGCUGAUGAGCAAGUAUGGAUUAUGCAUUAAUGAGCAAGUAUGGAUUAUGCAUUAAUGUCCAUCAACACAUUUAGUAGGCUGGAUGUUUGGUCCCACUGAACAAAGGGACGGCUUAACUCUAUUGCACUUUUCGGUUAGAGCUUCAUCUUCCGAUAUGGCAGGAUUUAAUCAUACCUAUGCAUUUUGAGAUCUUGUGCCGUUUACUUUUUGUAAUAUAGAUGCUUGGGCGGAACAAAUGCAACGUGAGCUUUGAGUUGGAAUGUAGUUUCAUUCCCAGUUGCCAAUGUCUAACGAUGGAUGUUAUAACUGGGGCUGCUUGUGUUUACUGAUGGUAUCUCACCUAUGUGGAUUUUAUACCAAAUCCGACUGAAUAAAAGUUAUGUCAAAUUUUUUAUGGA